Molecule: messenger RNA, 2693 nt
Organism: Dendrobium catenatum
Lineage: Eukaryota; Viridiplantae; Streptophyta; Magnoliopsida; Asparagales; Orchidaceae
Product: alpha-mannosidase I MNS4
Exons: 17
Coding region: 146-2113 (655 amino acids)
Biological process (GO): mannose trimming involved in glycoprotein ERAD pathway; carbohydrate metabolic process; endoplasmic reticulum mannose trimming
Cellular component (GO): membrane; endoplasmic reticulum
Molecular function (GO): calcium ion binding; mannosyl-oligosaccharide 1,2-alpha-mannosidase activity
Source: RefSeq, a predicted model, not a curated record
AAUUCUAUGACACUACAGUAGAGAAGACAUCAAUUCGAAAUCUGGAGGGUCAGAUGUUCCAAAAAAAGAAAAAUCUGGAGGCCGGCGAGGGAUUAGGAGUUCCGAGGGCAUAGAGUUGAUUUUGAUAUAGAGGAAUAGAGAAAUAAUGAGUGCAAAAAUGGCCGCGGCGGCGUUUCUAUUAGCUUUCUUCGCCAGCCAGCCACUCCUGGCUCGGGCUGACGUUGUCAUGGUCUCGGAGGCAAGACAACUACGAGAAGAGGUAAGAGACAUGUUUUAUCAUGCCUUUGAUGGUUACAUGCAACAUGCUUUUCCACGUGAUGAGCUAAGACCCUUAACUUGUCAAGGGGAAGAUACACUUGGUGGUUAUGCUUUAACUCUUAUUGACUCUUUGGACACAUUGGCCUUACUUGGAGAUCGUGAGCGGUUUGGUUCUGCUGUCGAAUGGAUUGGUGAAAAUGUUCGAUUUGAUAUUAACAAGACAGUUUCUGUGUUUGAGACAACAAUCCGGGUUCUUGGUGGUUUACUCUCUGCUCAUCUUAUUGCAAGUGAUUAUUCUACGAGUGAAGGCGAAGAGCUAAAAUUUUGGCAAUUUGGUUUUGGUGCAAUCUGGAAGUUCAGGGGGAGGGGCGGGGGUGGGGAGGGAGAGCGUUGUAUUAAGAGAAGGUUCUGUUCUUGCUUUGUGAUAAAAUUCCUGAAACAUUCUUUUAAGAAAUUUGCCAAUGAGCUAAUUAAUUCUGUGGUAUAUUUUACAGGAAUUCCAUUUGGAUCGGUCAAUCUUUUACAGGGUGUCGAUGAACAUGAAAGCCAGAUAACAUCAACAGCUGGUGGUGGUACUUUGACAUUGGAAUUUGGAGUGCUGAGUCGCCUUACUAAUAAUCCUAUUUUUGAACAAGUGACAAAGAAUGCAGUUAGAGGAAUCUGGGCAAGGAGAUCAAAAAUAAACCUUGUUGGUGCUCAUAUUAAUGUAUUUUCGGGUGAAUGGACCCAAAAGGAUGCUGGUAUUGGUACAAGCAUUGAUUCUUUCUACGAGUACCUUUUAAAGGCUUAUUUGUUAUUUGGGGAUGAUGAGUACCUGUUUAUGUUCCAGGAAGCUUACAAGGCUGCUAUGCAUUAUCUGUAUCAUGAUCCUUGGUAUGUUGAAGUGAAUAUGAACUCUGCUGUCACUGUUUGGCCAUUGUUUAACAGCUUGCAGGCGUUCUGGCCUGGGCUUCAGGUUUUGUAUGGUGAUAUUGCUCCUGCGAUACGAACGCAUGCUGCUUUCUUUAGCGUAUGGAAGAGAUACGGAUUCACUCCAGAGGGAUUCAAUCUUGCUUCAUUCAGUAUUCAGUCUGGUCAGAGAAGCUAUCCACUGCGACCAGAGUUGAUAGAAAGUACAUAUUGGUUAUUCAAAGCUACAAGGGACUUUAGAUACCUUGACGCUGGGAGAGAUAUGGUUGCAAGCAUUCAAUAUGGAGCAAGAUGCCCUUGUGGUUAUUGCCAUAUAGCAGACGUUGAGUCCCAUAAACAGGAUGACCACAUGGAGAGCUUUUUCCUUGCAGAGACGGUCAAGUAUCUCUGGCUUCUUUUUGAUUUGGCUGCUGGGCCAGAUAACAUUGUUGAAAAUGGGCCAUAUAAGUAUAUAUUUAACACAGAAGGCCACUUAUUGCCUGCUACUGCUGAAAUAGCUUUAGCAAAUGAACAUUGUUCCUAUCUUGGAGCAUUUUGUAGAGAUGGUGGAGAGAGAGAUGCUUUUACUGGAAUAUCUUCUAGCUACCAAGAAGCAAAUGAUACAAGAAUCACUGAUUCUUGGAUGUCUUCUUCCUCCCCAUCAGAAGCAGAGAACUCCUUCACCACCUCAAGCUUUAUUAAGGGAUUCUGCCCAGCAUUAACGCAUGAUCAAAAAUUUGGCUUUUCAUACACUGCGGACAAACAUGGCACUCACAAUGUUGAGCCGGCUAACCAACAUCAAAGUCAUUCUGCAAUCAUGAUUUCUGAGCCCCUAGUGAUGCACUCGGCGGCCAUAGAUAAGAGUUAUAGUAGUCAAUAUCCUGAGAAUCCUCAUAGAGAAGAGAUAGAGAAGAAUUCUUCAGAUGAGAAGGAUUCCCAGCUUGUUAGAGAACAAAUUCAAACAUGAGUUGCCAAAUUCCUCUCUUCAGUGACAAAUUUCUGUAUUUUUUACCAGUUCAACUCCAUUAGAGACCAGAUCUGCCAAAAGAUGGAUGAAAUUUUUUCCCAAAACAUAGCAAAAAGUCUGAAUCAUGAGAUUUGGAAUUGUCGUCUCUGAUUCUUGGCUCAUAAACAAGUUCCAGAUGUGAUUGUCGGGUCACUCUUUGUGAUGUGAUACAGCCCAGAGAUCAUGGUGAGGAUUCUUAUUGUCUCAGCUUCCAUUGAUGCUACAGUAAUUUUCUUCUUCAUUUUUCCCCACAGUUAAAUUGUAACAUUAAUUAAUUUGUACAUUUAAGGUCAGCUUGUGACAUAAAUAUAGGCUUCGUUUUGGGACGACUUCUUUGUUACGUUCUAAAAUUAUUUUCUAGUACAAAAGUUUCUUGAAUUAGAAAUUUUUGUACUAAAAAAAAGUUUUAUAAAGUAGCAAAAAAAUUAUCCGAAACAGAACCUUAAUCUUUCAUUGAGAAGUACGGUGAGGUCAUUAUUUAAAUGACUAUUGAUUUUGGAAAAUAUUUCCUUUUCAAUAAACAAAAAAUGUUCAAGUUAUC